Messenger RNA from Paramacrobiotus metropolitanus, 1128 nucleotides. Its product is annotated as heterogeneous nuclear ribonucleoproteins A1 homolog. Lineage: Eukaryota; Metazoa; Tardigrada; Eutardigrada; Parachela; Macrobiotidae. The transcript is spliced from 4 exons. The record is from RefSeq and is a predicted model, not a curated record. The coding region runs from base 469 to 882 and encodes 137 amino acids.
AAUUGUUCAAAAUAUUUUCAGUUAGCAGUCUAAAGUGCAUAUUGUGUAACAUUAUUAACUGUAUCAGUAUGGUUGGUGUGCCCAGUCGGCGGAUAAUUUUAAAGGUCGUUGUGUAUACUGCACCGCUUGCUUGCAUGGUUUUCUAUGCGCGGUUACAGUAUUUGCAGUGCAAAGUGUUUUUGAUAAAUCAUCUUCGGACACCAAAGAAUCUCCGAUGACCCUUGCGAGAUGCGCGAUGUGCCCAAAUGAAAGCAAUAACAUAAUAUAGUCCGCUGAUAUUGCUCACAGACUUUCUCUUUCUUUUGGGGUUGCCUGAUGAAAAGAUCGCGUUUCAGUAGAGAUUUCACUGAUUUACCUUGUAGUUAUCAUUUAUUCAAAUACACUUCUUAUAGUUAGUGAAUCUCUUCGUUUUUACAUAGUUUCGAACUUUCGCCCAAUCUGCAGUUUAUUGUACACCAACCGAAAACCAUGAUGUUCCGUUUAUCCUCGCAUUGGAAUGCCUUUCUGCUUUAUUUAUUUGCCUUUUUAGGAACGAUACUAGCUUAUGGAGAGGGGCCAAUGGGGAUGAACAGUUACGGUGGGGGUGGCAGUAUGGGAGGUUACGGGGGCGGCGGCGCCAUGGGAAGUUACAGUGGUGGCGGCAAUGGUUAUGGCGGUCCCUAUAGCAAUUACGGUGACGAUGGCGGAUGGAUGGAUGUGGGAAAAUUGGACUGGGGCCCAGUAUCACCAGUGCCGUAUUGGCCGCUACCGUUUUUGCCACCUGCAUGGCCGUUGUUCCCUAAUCGCGAUUUCGCCUAUGGUUACUAUCCAUUUCCCUUCACAUGGGGCUUUCCUGGGUACUCUCGUGGUUUCUAUGGCGGUUUUGGAAGGAGCGGCUAUUAACAAAUUUAAUUGAGCUUAAUUAAUAAGAUCUCCACAGUAUGCUUCAAUGAUGUUUGCACUGACAGUUAUUUUCGUUGUUACCGUGAUCUGAAACAUAAAUAUAUGCCUACCGGCUUUGCCUAAACGUCUAGUUGGUGCGUAUGUAAAACCUUCUGUAGCGUGUUUAACGAUGAGUUUUAUGUAAAUACCACAAUACUUUUGCUGAUUGCGGAUUUGCGGUGAUACUUUGCGUGAAAUAAAUUUCGC